AUGAAGGAUACCAUGGCUAUCUUCAAAAAAAAUCAGAAAAUAUAUUCUACAGGCGCCUUUGAUCCGCUGAUUCUAGAUGCAGUGACUGGAUUGAGGGAGAUGGCCAGGAUGGCCUAUGGGGAUGAGUUACUCUAUGUUGAGGCGAGGGGAUGGGUGAUCAGCUCUCUUUUCGGAGUAAAUGACGUAGUUGUGAUCUUAGUAAGCAGGGGACUAGAUUCAAAGAAGCUGAAGCAUAUCUACGAGUCGUACCGUGUAUGUGAAGCUUACAAAGACAUUGGACUCAUGGAUAUCCUUCUAAGGAUGUAUGGCAAAAAGGCAGGAGCAGGGAGAUGA
Encephalitozoon intestinalis ATCC 50506 is the source of this 333-nucleotide messenger RNA. RefSeq lists its product as uncharacterized. The record is from RefSeq and is a predicted model, not a curated record. The coding region runs from base 1 to 333 and encodes 110 amino acids. Lineage: Eukaryota; Fungi; Microsporidia; Unikaryonidae. The transcript has a single exon.